AUGAAGUUUCCCCAGGGCUGCGACCGCGACCGUGACUGCGACCGCGCCGGCCGCCGCCGCCCGCCCGCCCUCCGCGCCGCCGCCGCCGCCGCCCUGCCGCCGCUGCUGCUCCUCCUGCUGCUGCCGCGGGCCGCCGCCGCCCCGCUGGCCGCCGCCGCCGACUCCUCGGGGGAGGCCGAGCCGGAGGAGGCGGCGGGGCGGCGGGCGGCGCUGCCCGACUGCGUGCGGCUGGCCCGGCUGCUGCACGCCCGGGCGGCCCAGCUGCAGGAGGAGAUGUGCGAGAAGUUCACCGUCUGCAAGAACAGCAUGGAAAUGCUCGCCCAGAACAACCUCAACCUCCCCAAGGUGACAGAGGAAGACGGGUGCCUGCUCGCCGGCUUCGAUGAGGAUAAAUGCUUGAGGAAAAUCUCCAGCGGGCUUUAUACGUUUCAGACGUACCUUGAAUACAUACAAGAAACUUUUACUAGUGAAAAGCAAAACGUUGAAUCGCUGUGCUAUAGUACAGAGCACCUGGCACAUACCAUAAGACAGAUGGUGAUCAAUCCCGAUGAAGUGAUCAUCCCAGACUCCGCUACCCAGGAAUCCCUCCGUGCAAAGCUGAAGUCCAAUAAGAACUGGAUAGAGAAAAUCACCACGCACCUCAUCCUCCGAGACUUUACUUCAUUUAUGGAGAAAACAGUGAGGGCCAUUCGCUACUUGAAAAAUACCAGGAGUUUCAGUGUCUGAAUGUUUUAAUUCAGGCACAAUCCUUCGUUACAAUCUGUCAUGUGGCAGAUGAGUGUUGUUCUGUUUUAAGAACCAGAAAUAGUAACAAUGGUUUGCAUUUAUAUACAUUCUCAUUUCCUUCUAGGAAACUAUUUAUUGUAUUUAAAGUAUUUAUUAGUUUCUAAUGUUUCCUAUUUAUAUUUUCAAUAUUUAGAAAUAAUUUAAACAAAGGACGUAUUUUACUUCAUUUCUAAUGGUACUAUUCAAAAUAUCAACUUACUGAAUAUGUAUUCAGCAAAAAAAUAUUUUCAGAAGCCAGAAAAAUUGUUGUGUAACUUAUGUUUUUAAAAUAUUUGAGAUGGUAUUUAUGACGUAUUUAUAUUUGUAAAGCAAAUAAAAGCUGAUUUUUAAAAAAAACAAAACUGUAUAACGGUUUGAACUUUAAAUAAGACUAAGGAACUCUAACGUAUUCAAUUUUUAAUACCUGCAAUUAUCAAAAUAAUCACUUUCAAGAAUUUAAAUUUCAUCUUUAUAAAUAGGUCAGUUAUCUACAUAGCGCAUACGUACACACACAU
Messenger RNA from Harpia harpyja (harpy eagle), 1280 nucleotides. RefSeq names its product interleukin 6 (gene IL6). Gene Ontology annotation, cellular component: extracellular region. The coding region runs from base 1 to 726 and encodes 241 amino acids. NCBI's taxonomy places the organism in Eukaryota, Metazoa, Chordata, Aves, Accipitriformes, Accipitridae. Gene Ontology annotation, molecular function: growth factor activity; cytokine activity; interleukin-6 receptor binding. Gene Ontology annotation, biological process: T-helper 17 cell lineage commitment; immune response; positive regulation of cell population proliferation. The record is from RefSeq and is a predicted model, not a curated record. The transcript is spliced from 4 exons.